AUGUCAUCAUCCUCUACGACAACCUCGUCUCCCACGCGCACGAGCUACACAUCAUGGUCGGACACUCCGCCUCCAGAAUGUCGCACCCCCAAAGAGACACUCACCAUGGACAUCCACUGCGGCGGGCACUAUGCGGUCUCCAGGGGCGGAUGCCCUUCCGGCUACUGGUCGGCCUGCGGCUCCGAGGGGGAUACCGCCAGUCCGGUCUUCUCAACGCUCGCGACCACCAACGGAAAGAAGACAUCCUUGACUUCUGUGAGAUAUAUGGAGAGUCACUCCGUAGUAAUAUGCUGUCCAGGCGCGUUGCCCUGGUCAUGCUCAACAGACAGACCCAGGCCGACCGAAACCAAUUGCAUCCUGACCACGAAAGCCGGCUACCUCGCCUUCAACCCGGCCGAAACGCAACUCUCGCCAAUCUACGCCUACGGCGUAACCGUCUCCCUAGCUGUACGCGACGCUGUAGCAUACACCAGUAUAUCACCGGAAUACAAGACAACUUACAUUGGAGAGGGGAAGCCUACUACCGUGUGGUGCGAUAACGAAUACUGCAUGGGCGCGUUCGAUACGCCGAUGACGUCCACCUAUUCCUACCCAUACGCAACAGCCACGAGCGGAGAAACGGCCACAUCAGCGGGGCCGUCCGUCCCGCAGCCGCCGGAGAAGAUGGGACAGCUCGGCCCGCUGGCCAUCGUUGCGAUUACGGGGUUGGCGGGGGCCUUACUAUUAACGCUCGCACUUCUGUCUCCAUUCAUGGGCGAGUAUCGGCGGCGCAAGAAGGGACAGAGUCCACCAGGGGAAGUCAAUACUCAGUGA
Molecule: messenger RNA, 813 nt
Organism: Colletotrichum godetiae
Lineage: Eukaryota; Fungi; Ascomycota; Sordariomycetes; Glomerellales; Glomerellaceae
Exons: 2
Coding region: 1-813 (270 amino acids)
Source: RefSeq, a predicted model, not a curated record